Messenger RNA from Paramisgurnus dabryanus, 790 nucleotides. RefSeq names its product aquaporin 8b (gene aqp8b). Gene Ontology annotation, molecular function: water channel activity. Gene Ontology annotation, cellular component: basolateral plasma membrane; plasma membrane. The record is from RefSeq and is a predicted model, not a curated record. Lineage: Eukaryota; Metazoa; Chordata; Actinopteri; Cypriniformes; Cobitidae. Gene Ontology annotation, biological process: transmembrane transport; water transport.
CUGUAGCUCUCACUUGGGAAUAAUGGUUGAAGUCAAAGUGCAACUUCAAGACAUGGAGAAAGCUUUGAUGAAACAACCAGUUGUGGGAAAGAUGAGCCUCUAUGAGCGAGUGUUUCAACCGUGUGUAGCCGAGCUGGUGGGCACCACAUUCUUUGUGUUUAUAGGAUGUGUUUCUGUCAUUGAAGAUGUGGAGACUGCGGGGAGACUUCAGCCGGCAUUGGUUCAUGGUCUUGCAGUGGCAGUACUCAUUGCAUGCAUGGCAGAGAUCAGCGGUUCCCAUUUCAAUCCGACAUUCACCAUAGCUGUCUACCUUUGUGGUGGAAUGCCUCUGAAGAUGGUGGCACCAUACUUGAUCUCUCAGAUCACAGGAGGUUUACUGGGUGCAGCCAUGGCCAAAGGCAUGACCUCAGCUGUAAACUAUGGCAAAGCUCAAGGUGCUGCGUUUACAAUUCUCCAGUCAGAAGAUCAGAUUGUGAAGGCUUUAUUGGGUGAAACCGCUAUGACUUGUUUAAUUACCAUAGUGGUGUUACUGGGUGCAGUAAAUGGCAAGAGCAAAAAUCCCUUGGUGCCGUUUAUGGUGGGCUGCACGCUCAUUAUUAAUGUUCUAGCAGGGGGUGAUGUGUCUGGUACCUGUCUGAAUCCUGCAAGAGCUUUUGGACCUGCAGUGCUAACCAACUACUGGACUUUUCACUGGGUGUAUUGGGUCGGUCCAAUUGCCGGAGGGCUUAUUGCUGUUGCAUUAGUAAGACUUUUGCUUGGGGACAAUAACACGCGUGUCCUGAUAAAGUAA